Zootermopsis nevadensis is the source of this 1893-nucleotide messenger RNA. Its product is annotated as apolipoprotein D. The record is from RefSeq and is a predicted model, not a curated record. Gene Ontology annotation, molecular function: pigment binding. Gene Ontology annotation, cellular component: cytoplasm. Gene Ontology annotation, biological process: response to reactive oxygen species; lipid metabolic process. Lineage: Eukaryota; Metazoa; Arthropoda; Insecta; Blattodea; Termopsidae.
UCAGUGUUUGAAGAGAACUGUCGGUAGAUCAGACCACCGCCGUCAGAAAACUCCACUACACUUAGAUCACCGAUCUAAGCAGUGGCCCCGUUAAUCACUUGUUUCAAACAAUACCCUCACAAGUCAUGACCUUCAUCCGGUAACUUCUGUACUCAAGACUGAGCUGGAGAUACAACGUACUGUAAAAAUGGUCAGAACCAUGCUGCUCUGUCUAACCGUCGUAGUGUUGGCAACACUGAGCGAAGUUUCUGGACACUCGUAUCACCUGGGCAACUGCCCCAAUGUUGACUCACAGGAGAACUUCGAUAUGAACAGGUUCCUGGGAAAGUGGUAUGUGAUCCAGAAGACUUCCACGGGGAGCAAAUGCCUCACCAACAACUACACCAAGACAAACGAGACAGGAAAGUACUUGAUACAGCAAGUAAGUGAGCACCUGAUCCUUGGGCUCACAAGUCUCAACCACGAGUACACGUACGAGGGCGUCAUCACGGUGUCCGAUUCGUCCGAUCCCGCCAGGAUGACUGUGAGAUUCCCUCUCAGUCUGGCAGGUAGCGCAUCCUAUAUCGUAUUUAUGACAGACUAUGACAACUUUGCUGGAGUGUUCACUUGCCAGAAGUUGGCUUUUGCCCAUCGUCAGUCAGCCUCCAUUCUUUCGCGGUCCCCCAACCUGGACAAGAUAUACGUGGACAAGAUCCGAAAUCGCCUUCGAGGGUACGGAGUCGACCCAUACGACCUGAGCAUCAUUGAACACACCUGCAGCCCACCAAACGAAGACACGCUGGACAUCAAUAUCAACCCCACGACGUUUACCGCGGGCAGCAUCGCUGGCGUCGUGAGGAAAGCAGGCGAGAAGCUUGGGGAUGGCAUUGAGGUCGUUGCCGACGGUGCCUCCAGCAUCUACAAUCGCUUCCAUGGUAGUGGUAGCAGCGCAAGUGUGAGGAGAGACCGAGAGGAAGUCAGCAACGACCGUCACAGUCCCAGCAACGACGUAGAGUGGUUGCCCUGAGCGACCCUGUUUGUCGGUGUAUAAGACGCGCCAUUGUUCAAAAAGCAAAUACAAGCUUUCCCUUCCCAUCCGCGGAAGUUCCGCAGAAACCGCGCGACCGACAAAAUCGAUGUUCGAAAGACAAAGUCUGUAUGAGAAAGAGAGUGUCACGCGAAAAGCGGACGCUAUUACCACUCACCGACGCCUAAGUUGUCUGUUCCUUGACUAGACACAAGAAAUAUGUAAUAACAUAUGAAACAAUAAUAACCCUACAUGUUCACAUUCCAUAAUAAUUAAAACAAGUCAUCGGCUGUAUACAAGACAUUAAAUUACUGGGGUUUGAAUAAAGUACAUAAUCAAAACAACAUUAACGGUGAUGGUAAUGGUUAUCUUCCUGCCUGCCUCAUAGAUUUUUUCCAUUCGCAUAAAAAUUAAAAACUGCAGACGCACAAAAUCAAAUACAGCAGUUCGAAAAACUGGAUGCAAACGGAUAACAGCGGUUGGCAAGAGACAGCUGUACUCAAUGUGUUAAUCAUACUCCUUAGGUGUAAAAGAAGAAGGGAGGUUUAGAAGGACAAAGUGCAUCUUAUACGAACACGAGCACGGUUUUUGUUUGAAACUAAAGACAUUUGAAACAAUACAUGAUACUCUGUGUUAUAACACACUUCCUGAUGUCGUUCAAUUGAAAGUUUAUAAAUACCAAUUUAUUUCUAGAGUUUAGUUUCAUAUUUUUUUAUCAGAUGUAUAGGGCGAAAACCAGGAAUUGUAAGUUCUGAUAAGAUAGGUAGAAGAUGUGUUAUAUUUUUAAAUUAACUGAGCUUGAAACCGCCAGCACUGGGUCAGAACAUGAAUACACGUGGACAAUGUUUGUAUUUUAAUUAAUAAAACAUUUACGAUCAAUAAGAAAA